CUCUUUGUUCGCUCAAAUGUGAUAAUGAUUAUUACCUCUAGAUCACUCUUCAAUCAUCAUCAGGCCGGGUUUUACCCCUCUAAGGCUAUAAUCAAUCUCAAAAUUAACCUAUACCCCUUAGCUACCCGUUUUGCUAAUAACUAAGAAGGCCCACAAGCCCAAAUUGAUUUUUUCCUCUGAGGGCGGGUACUGGGACGAGACUUAUUAUAACUUCCCAAUCAAUUUACAGGAAGCAAAUCUUCGUCUUUUUCACUUUUUUACCACAUUAUUAGAAACGAGAUCUAGCUAUGCUUCUUCUAACGGUAAAAUAGAAAAUGAAGCAUCGCAAAAAGGGUAUUUAUACGCUCCAGGCGAUGUUCUUUGCUCAUGAAAAAAAAAGACUUUUCGCUAGGCUAAAACGCACUGAACAAAGGCCUGCUACUUCCAUCCCCUCUAUUCAAUUCUGGGCGGUUUCUGCACCAUAAAUUAGGUUCCCCGAUAAAGUGACAAUAAUGCAGGAAAGGUUCAAUUUAUCAAUUUAUCCACCAAGAUCAUAGUUUAUUGUCAAUUUUAAUUCUACUGCCAACAUAAUUUUGAGCAAGCAUCACGCCAUUUUGUCUAUACACUACUCAAAUCGAACAAAAAGAUUACUUGUAAUUUUUUAUCGUAGUAGAUUAAGAAAAAACGAGUCCGUCUCUUCAAACGAGGACUAUUUUUCUGGCUGUUUUUAGCCAACAAUUUCAUUUCAAUUGUGGCAGACAGUAUUCUCAGACCUUCUGCUGCUUUCUGUUUACUUUCGCGUCUUUUUUUCUUCUACUUCGACUUAGUUCUACUUCAUCUAUAGUACAAGUGCCGUUUCAGCAGACAAGUAUAAAAGCAGACCAAGCUAAGUUUCAGAAAAUCUUUCAUAGAUCUGCUUUUUGUCGCCAAAAUGUAAAGAAUCUUUUCGCCGUCAUCUUUUCCAAAAUGAGAUCAUAUUAAUUAGUAUGAAAAACUUGGACAAAAAAAUUGCAAAACUGGUCUAAAAUUUAUUGAUAUCGUCCUUCAAUUACUACACCUACUGGUGAAACAAUGAGUUUAUUUUUUCUUUUACUUUGACAAUUUUGUAUAAUCAAAAACUCCAUAAAACACAAAAACAACCUGCUUUUUUAUGGCGGCUACGGUAUAUUUUUUGAAAAAAAGUGCUCAAGGAUUCUAUCCUUAAUACCCGGUCUGUUCAUUGUGUGAGGUACUUAUCAUAAAUAAUGUAGGCGAUUAUUUCUCAUGGACCAAUUAAAACGAAGGAAAAAAAGAGGAAGUAAAAACUCGAAAAACGCAAGUUCCUUUCAUAGUCAUUGACGUGAAACUAAAUUUACCUUUUCGCUAAAUUGGCAUUGCGUGGUUUAAAUUGCUGCUGAGUCUUUCUAUCUAACUGAAGGUUCUCUGCUCCGAGGAAAAACAUCAUUUUCAUUCCAAUUCAUUUACACGUUUAAAGUAUUUUAACCUUAUAAACGACCGCAAACCCUGUUCUUAAUACCCUUUCUAAAAGGAGUAGUUUAGGGCGGAAUUUGUUGCCAUUAAUAGAUUUUUUGUUCGCAGUUUGAACCCAUUUCCCGCUUCCAAGCAGUAGUUGCAAAAUUUUAUAGCUAAUUUAUACGACCAGCUAAUUCUGCUGAUUGAAUUCGUCUUUCACCAAGUGGCCAUUAAGUGUGAGCUGAAACACCUUCAUACCGUCCCCGAGAAAAAUGGAUGCAAGACGGGGCAGUGUGCACGCACCGGCACUGGAGGCGGAGGUGUUCCGUGUGGUGUUUCUAGGAGCACCCAAAGUGGGCAAGACGAGUCUGGUGAAGAGAAUGCUGCACAACAAGUACUCCGACUCUUACUCGCCAACUGUCGAGGACAGAUACAGGCACGAGUGUAUCACCAAAGGAAUCAAGUACUGUCUAGAAGUUAUUGACACUGGGGGCUCAUGUGAGUUCCCAGCGAUGACAACUCUCGCAAUCCGAGCGGCAGACGCAAUAGUGUUCGUGUACGCAAUAGACAACCGAGACAGUUUCGAGCGACUGGAAGGUCUCCGAGAGCAAGUGUUUUCCGAGAAGGAAGAAGACGAAGUGACAGUACAUGUGCUUGCCAACAAAUCCGACUUAGAUUCAACGCGACAGGUCGCGUUCAGCGAAGCCGAGUUGAAAGUUAAAAUAGGGUGGGAUAUUUCCCUAUCGGAAGUUUCGGCCAGAUCAGGCGAAAGCCUUCAAAGCAAACUGGCUGAGAUAAUCCCGCCCACUUUUCUGACUGGAAUUGGGCCAGGCGAAGGAGGCAGUGGGAAACGGAACAGUGGAGGCAACGAUAACGGAGUGCAUAGUAGCGGAGGGAUGGGAAAGCGAAAAUCGAUAUCGGAAGCGUUGUCGAAGCCGUUCCAGUUAAUGGGAAGUCGAGCCAGUCGGAGGCGAGAUACGACAGUAGCGGACUUGGCCGCAAAUCAAUCUUCAGCUGCAAAACCCCAAGCUAGUUCACGCUUGUCUAUAGGAUAACCCAGAACAGUAAUUUUUAUGUCACUUUAUGUUUCAUGUUUCGCGGUUUUUCCCAACCCUCACAAUCCUUCGAAACUUCAUUGCAAGGAUUCGGGAAUUUGACUGCGAAUAGUUGUUGUUUGUGUUCAAAUAAAUAAUUUCAAGAAUUGCAGACGAAUUUGAUUUUGUAACAUUAAUAGCUGUGAUUUGUAAAUGUUGCAAUAUUGCGAUGUAGUGUUCCUAGAGAUUUAAUUUUAUUUUUCAUUCAGUUAAACAAGUAAUUUUGCUGCAACAACAACACAAACAAAAAGUUUGGAAAAAACUAAAAAAAUAUUGAGUUGUAUGUUUAUAGUAACAUUUCCUAAAUUACUUUUUUUGUUUCGAAUCUCGAGAAUCAUUUUACGAACAAUUCUUUUCUAUAUUUUAGGUGCUGCUUUUCAAUCGCUAUUCAGAGUCAUAUUAAGUUAGAGUUAACGUAUUUUCUGUUUCUGAUCAGCCAGUUUGUAGCUUACUUCUAAACUUCAGUUUGGUUUUUGAGUUAAAAUGUCUACAUCAAUUUCGUAUCAGACUUUGCAUCCCAAAUAAUGUCGGAAUAUCAAUUGAUAAAAUUAUUUUCUGA
Messenger RNA from Symsagittifera roscoffensis, 3084 nucleotides. Its product is annotated as ras-related protein Rap-2a-like. Gene Ontology annotation, molecular function: GTPase activity; GTP binding. The transcript has 3 exons. Lineage: Eukaryota; Metazoa; Xenacoelomorpha; Acoela; Convolutidae. The record is from RefSeq and is a predicted model, not a curated record. The coding region runs from base 1704 to 2486 and encodes 260 amino acids.